GUGUGUGUGUCUGACUGUGUGUGACUGUGUGUGACUGUGUGGGUGUAAAAGUGUUGUUGCCAGUAUUGCAGAUUGGGAAUGCAUAAAGAGAACUAGAUCAAAAAUUUCAUGUGGGAAAGUGACUACCGGGGAAGAAAUGGAGAAAAAAUGAAAACAGCAGCAAAUGGCAAAGGAAGUAUAUUAAAAAAGGCAAGUACAGAAAGAGAGGUUGAUAAAUAAAAUGGAAUAGUUGUGGAAAGCAGAAGAGAAAAAGUGUACAGAAGGGGGACAGAGAAGAUGGGAACAAGGACAAACUAUGAAGAAAAAAUGUUAAAUUAUUAAAGGUGGCUGGGUGGAAAACUGGCAGAAAAGGAGAGUCAUUUAAAUGAAGUGAACAAGUAAAGAGGAAAAGUGGAAGAUGGAGCAAGGACAGAAUAGAAUGGAGAAGAGGCCAUUGGAUAACAAGCAGUGACGGUUGAGAAUUUCACCUUAUUUAAAGAGAAGCUGACGCUGAAGGCACAUACAAUCAAUGUGAUUCCAUGUAUGUUUCAAACACUGAAACCACUCAACCCACUCAGAUUCCAACUGGAAUGGGGGAAAAUGGAUACGAAAGGUUACACGCGUCUAAUCCACCUGCACGGAGACCGCGUGACAGUGGCAUCGCCCGAUUUGAAGGACAAAUACUACAUUUUUGAAAGCCAGGUGGCAAACGGGAUCUGCUCUCUGGUGAUUAAUCCCACAGAGAUGACAGACAGCGGCACUUAUCAGGUCCGGCUGAAAAUUGUAGGAAAGCUGUACGAGCCGGUUCCAUCUAUAGACAUUCAAGUUAAGAAUCAAGACACAGAUUCACGGGGAUUGUCCGAUAAAAAGUCUGAAACAACGACUAUUGCAUCAACAGCCGCAGCCACUGUCUCUUUUGAAGACGAGAUCCUCCAAUAUAUUAACUCAAGUGCUAAAAGGGAGACUACGACUAGUAUAGUCCUUGGAAUGCUCCUUGUUGUAGGCGUAAUAGGCUUACUAAUAGCAGUCCAACAAUGUAUGAACAGAAGGCCAAAAAACCCGGCUGGAGACGAAGAAAACCCAUCUAGUGAUGAAGAAAAGCCAUCUAGUGAUGAAAAAAAGCCACCAGUUAAGACUUCAAAGAAAGGGAAAGAUAAAAAGAAGAAGAAGAAGAAGAAGAAGAAGAAAAGAGAAAAAAGCAAGUCAGAAAAGUCUUCUGAUGAGAGUGAGGAAAGCGCGUCUAGUAAAUCAGAAGAGAGUGAGGAAAGCGCGUCUAGUAAAUCAGAAGAGAGUGAAAGUGACUAGAACAGGAGUGACUGGACAUCAUUACAAGUAUAUCAUGAGAACAAAGAGAAUUUAGAAGCUUCCUUGGAUAAGAAUGACUUAUUGAUAGAAGAAUAAAUCCUAAAAUUGAAAGACGCUGCUUUAAUUGGAGGAAGGACUUUUGUCUCUUUUCAGCCUCAUCUCUGAUGUCACUAUGGAAUGAAAAACUGAAAGAUUUUCCAUUUUUUAUUCUAAUCCGCAAAUUCUGUCAUUUUAUAAAAAUAUUUUCAAUAAAACCUAAAUAAUUUUAUAAUUUCUUCUUUGUAUUCAUCUCUUUGAUAUACUAUGUGUAGUUGUGUGUUUUUUACAUUUCUUUAAAUGUCAUUAACAUGACUUUGUAAGUAGCAGAAUUAUGAAAUCUAUCCUUACAGAGUCCACUUAUUGGAGCAAACUUGUACAGGCAUGGGACUUGUUAUCCAGAAUGAUCAGGAACUGCGGUUUUCAGGAUAAG
Xenopus laevis (African clawed frog) is the source of this 1753-nucleotide messenger RNA. RefSeq lists its product as uncharacterized. The record is from RefSeq and is a predicted model, not a curated record. Bases 523 to 1284 code for a protein of 253 amino acids. The transcript has 5 exons. Lineage: Eukaryota; Metazoa; Chordata; Amphibia; Anura; Pipidae.